Molecule: messenger RNA, 2095 nt
Organism: Salarias fasciatus (jewelled blenny)
Lineage: Eukaryota; Metazoa; Chordata; Actinopteri; Blenniiformes; Blenniidae
Gene: tigara
Product: TP53 induced glycolysis regulatory phosphatase a
Exons: 7
Coding region: 708-1511 (267 amino acids)
Biological process (GO): negative regulation of glycolytic process; regulation of pentose-phosphate shunt
Cellular component (GO): cytosol
Molecular function (GO): fructose-2,6-bisphosphate 2-phosphatase activity
Source: RefSeq, a predicted model, not a curated record
CAGAAUUAAAUAUCAUCUGAAGUUUUGGGAGAUCGGACCACUCAGUGUGAUCAGUGCCGCAAAAUGACUUAUCGUGUCAAACAUUUACAUCUCUAUUAGCUUUACACGAGACUGCAAGAUUAUUAUGAUGAACUCCGACCUUUGCAUCCUGUGUUUAGUAAUAAUAAUAUUAAUGAUAAUGAUCGGUGUAGUGGUCAGCACAAAUGAGGUUGUUACAGACUGCAUUUCAUAUCAGUCUGAGUUCAUCAUGAAAGCUCCCAAAACAGAAAUCAAACGACAUGAUAGUUUGUUUAUAAAACUCAUUUGGCACCACGAUGCUGAUAAAUGUGCUAAAUGAAUAAUGAAUAAUAAAUGAAUAAAUAAGCUUUAACUGUACUUCACUGCCACUAUGAACAGCUGCUCAACUAAAUGCUCGCUUGUCGCCUUUUAUUUUCUCACGUUCCUCUUUAACCUGUCUGCAUUGUCACAGCUGUUCUCACAGGUUUUUACUGCUUGCAUGUUAUCCGUGUAAAUAUGUGGGAUUUUCUCUCACGGUGUAAGAUAAGAGAGUCCAGACCAGGACCAGAGAAUCAGAAGAUCAAGAUGAGACCGAGUCGAGACAAAGGUCUUGAAAAUGUGGAGUGGAGACAGAGACCGGUCUGGAGUACCAACACCAAUAGAUAGGCAGAUAUGUGAAGAGACUGGUCAGUAAACUCUCAGUUGAGUAAAUGCGGCUUCCUCCCGUCUUAAACUCUCACAACAUGAAAACCGUGACUCUUGCUCUCACCCUGGUUCGACACGGGGAAACGCCGUACAACAAAGAAGGACUGCUACAAGGCCAGGCGAUAGAUUCACCGCUGUCUGAAGUCGGGUUUCAGCAGGCCGAGGCUGCUGGACGAUACCUGAAAGAUGUGAAGUUCACCAACGUGUUUGUCAGCGACAUGCUGCGCGCCAAACAGACUGCUGAAGCGGUCAUGAAACACAACAGCAGCUGUUCAGGUUUACAGAUGGUGUGCGAUCCUUUACUCAAAGAGAGAAGCUUUGGGAUCGCUGAAGGGAGGCCGGUGAAGGAGUUGAGAGAGAUGGCGAAGGCAGCCGGGCAGGCUCUCCCAGAAUUCACUGCUCCAAACGGAGAAACUCAGGAGCAGGUGAAACAACGAGUCCAAGUGUUCAUGGGGAAAAUGCUGCAGCGGAUUGGCGCCGAGCACCUUCCCGGCAGAGCCGAGGAGGAUCGGUCCGAGGCCCCGGAUGCUGCUGCCGCGGAGGGGAAGGCGGACGACGGGCUCAGGGGCGUCCCGCUCCACGCUCUGGUGGUCACACACGGAGCUUACAUGCGCGUGGCCUUACAGUACUUUGUGAAGGAGCUGCACUGCAGUUUACCGCAGGAUUGUGACGAAGCACACAUGUUUUCCUUAAGUCCCAACACUGGUCUGUGCCGGUUUGUACUCGCCAUGAAAAGAGAGGACGACCGGUUCACGUUGUCUAGGAUGCACUGUGUGUUUGCACACAGGGGGGACCAUGUCAAGCAGUAGGAAGUGGAAAAUCAUUCCCCGCUGAAAAGCCACCAGUCAAUGUUUUUUUUCUUUCUUUUCUUUACUAUUAACAGUGUAGAUUCUCAAAACACAUUUUUCUAGUAAUCCAAAAAAGUUUCUGCUGCCACUCUUUGAUUUUAUUACUGCUUUGGUUUCAUGAGUUUUGUCCCCUGAAAUGGUUUUCACACAGUCUUGAAUGAGUUCCCGGAGAUGCUGAGCACUGCCUUCACUCUGCAGUCCAUCUCAUCAGAAACCAUCUGGACUGGGUUUAGGUCAGGUCGUCUGGUGCAAGACUCCAUCACUCACAAAUGAUGGUAUGAGAAAGCAAUAAAAAAUCCACAAAUGAACCCCGAGGAGGGCCAGCUGUGAAGUAAAACACCUUCCAGCUGACGGCCUCAUGAAACUCAUUGAGAGAAGCACUGUCAACAAAGCAAGGGGGGGCUUCUUCAAGAAAUCUGAACUACAAAACACGUUUUGAGUGAUUUCAAACUUUUUUAAUUUACUACAUAAUUCCAUCAGUGCUCGGUCGUAGUUCUGAUGCCUUCAGUGAGAAUCUACAAUGUAACAAGUCAAGAAAAUAAAGA